AUGUUCGAUCAAGUGGACGAUGUGUCACGGCGCGAAAAAUGCUUUACUACCAUAUCUUCAUUACCGGCAUACGUUGAGCCAAAGCAGAUCCCAAAGCGACCACCCUUUUCUACAAUCCAGAAUCAUCCACUUCUACAUUCUGUCGAACUCAUCCUACCGAAGGAAACCUAUGACAAGAUCAAACCGUCACUCGCCAAAUUAAAUAAGCCCCGGUAUGCACGGGUCUUCAUGCCGCCUUCUUCUCUGCUGGAGCAUGAGUUUUUCAAUACAUACAUCAAGUCAGGGAAUAUCUUGAUGAUCUCCGAAGGGUCCUCUGGAUCAGACAAUGUCUUCACACUUCGCGAUGGCAUCUUGCGGAUGGAACUUGGAAAGGAGAUUUAUGAGCGAACCGGCCUCACAGGCAAAGUCAUCCGCAGCGGAGGCAGGAAGCAUGCCAAAGAGAGAUAUUUGGUGGAAUUGAAUUUGCGACUGCCAUCGAUGCUGCAUGGCAAGAAAGGGUUCGAAAGAAUCGUUUGGGCCUUUUCCAAUGUCCUGACUCAAUCAGUGGCCUGGCUGUUCCAUGACCUGGAAGAUACCACUUUAAAGGAAGGGGCUGAGAACAAGCCUAUUCACCAGCUUCAGCCACAGCUUUUGACAUGUGAGGCUGAGGAGGUCAACCAUAAGGCAGUCGUCAUGCCUCACUUCCACGAGAAGGUGGAGGAUAUGACGGAAGGGGAAGCCCAAGAAUACUGUGGCAAUUUGGCGGAAUGGCUUGCUCUGAUUCAAAUGGGUUCUCCCCGGGUUCAAGAAGAUGAUAUCGACCCGUACCUGAGUCGAUAUGCGGUUCCAGACGCAGAAGAAACUCCAGCUGAUCUCGUGAGCUUAAAAUGGCGUGGAUUGAUAUCCAGCCAAUGGGUCACCGAGUUGUUCUUGCUGGCCCAAACCCGACAGUGGUUCGCACUUGCCGCAUCGAGUUUAGGGAAGGAAGCCGUGGAAGGAAAGGAUGGGCUGACGGUGCUGAAGGAAGGCACGAACGUCAUCUGCUGGGAAAACGUGGGAGCUUCGAUAGUGCAAUAG
Penicillium brevicompactum is the source of this 1056-nucleotide messenger RNA. RefSeq names its product ribonuclease P protein subunit p40. Gene Ontology annotation, molecular function: ribonuclease P activity; ribonuclease MRP activity. Gene Ontology annotation, biological process: tRNA 3'-end processing; tRNA 5'-leader removal; endonucleolytic cleavage in ITS1 to separate SSU-rRNA from 5.8S rRNA and LSU-rRNA from tricistronic rRNA transcript (SSU-rRNA, 5.8S rRNA, LSU-rRNA). Gene Ontology annotation, cellular component: multimeric ribonuclease P complex; ribonuclease MRP complex. The coding region runs from base 1 to 1056 and encodes 351 amino acids. The record is from RefSeq and is a predicted model, not a curated record. The transcript has 6 exons. Lineage: Eukaryota; Fungi; Ascomycota; Eurotiomycetes; Eurotiales; Aspergillaceae.